AUGUUCAAAGGAAAAAGUUUCAUGUUUAUUGGCCUCGCUGGAGGUGAGAAGGCCAAGUUGGUUGAAAUGAUCGAAGAAGAAGAGGGAGAAAUCCAUAAGAGCAUCAAGAACGAUACCUCCUUUUUGAUUGCUACUGAAAAAGCAGUCAAAGAAGGCGGAGCUACCGUAGCAUCAGCCUUUGAAAAGGGUGUUGUUGUAGUGAAGAAUAGUUUCAUCAUCGAUUGUGUGGACCAAUCUAAAUUGCUUUCAGCUGAUAGUUAUACCUUUGAUAAGGACGGUAAUAUCGGAAAAACCUCUAAUGCUGCUUCUUCUUCAUCCUCCGAUGAUAGCAACAAGAAGAAGAGAAAGAAGAAGGAUGAGGACAAUGAUGAGGACAAUGAAGACGAUGAAGAAUCUGAAGAGAAAAAAGUAGAACCUGAAUCUAAAAAGAAGAAAAUUGUCUCUACUGGUAAAGUUCCUGUGGAUGAAGAGAGUGGAAUGCAAACCUCUGGUAAAGUACUUGUUGAAGGAAAGGACAUUUGGAGUGCAACACUCAAUCAAACCAAUGCCUCGGCCAACAAUAACAAGUUCUAUGUGAUUCAAUUGAUUGAAAGUGGAAGCAAAUACUAUGUGUUCAAUCGUUGGGGACGUGUAGGUGCAAAAGGUCAAUCCAAACUCACCGCCUUCGGUUCUCUUGAUAAGGCUAAAGCUGAUUUUAAGAAGAAAUUCAAGGAAAAGACUUCCAAUACUUGGGAAAAUAGAGACAAUUUCAAAUUUGUCAAAGGAAAAUAUGAUUUCAUUGAGCUAGACUAUGAUGAUGAUGAAGAUGAGGCUAAAGAGGACGAUGAUGAAAAGAUGUCUGAUGACAAAGAUAAACCAAUUCCAGAUUCAAAGCUUCCAAAAAGAGUGCAAGAGUUGAUCAAAUUCAUUAGUAACAAGACCUUUAUUAAUGAUUUAUUGAAAGAAUAUGAAAUUGAUACAAACAAGCUACCACUAGGAAAACUUUCAAAAAACCAAGUUCAAAAAGGUUAUGAAAUUCUCAAGAAGAUUCAAGAUGUACUUGAUGGAAAGAAUACGAGUGAUGAUUUAGAAAGCCUUUCAAGUAGAUUCUUUACUUUAAUUCCUCAUAACUUUGGCAGAAAUACUCCACCUGUUAUUAACAAAACUUUGCUUAAAAAGAAGAUUGAAUUGGUUGAGAGUUUGGCUGAAUUAGAAGUUGCAUCUAAAAUUAUUUCCCACGAAAAGAAGACAGAAAAUCCAAUUGAUACUAUUUAUAAUGACUUGCAUACCGAAUUGACACCUGUGGACAAGAAUUCUGAAGAAUGGAAAUGGAUUGAUAAAUUCAUCCAAAACACACAUGCCCCAACUCACUCAUCAUACACUCUUGAAUUACAGGAUGCAUUUGUCGUAAAGAGAGAAGGAGAGGCUGAAAAGUAUAUUGAAAAGAGCAAAGACAUUGCUAAUAAGCAAUUAUUGUUCCAUGGUUCAAGAAGUACAAAUUUUAUUGGUAUCUUGAGUCAAGGUUUAAGAAUUGCUCCACCUGAAGCACCAGCCACAGGAUACAUGUUUGGUAAAGGUGUUUACUUUGCUGAUAUGUGCAGCAAAUCAGCCAAUUAUUGUCACUCGCACCUCUCUGAUAAUUGUGGUCUGUUAUUACUCACAGAAGUUGCUCUGGGAUCGACAUAUAACAAAACUCAAUCAGAAUUCGUCACCAAGCUUCCAGGUGGAUUGCAUUCUACAUGGGGUCAAGGUGCAACUGAACCUAGUAGCUCUGAAUUUUUAGAAAUUGAUUCUGUCUGUGGGGGACAAAAAGUCCAAGUUCCUCUCGGAAAGCCAGUCAAAACAAACAGAUCAAGUAGUUUACUCUACAAUGAAUAUAUCAUUUAUGACACUGCUCAAGCCAAUUUGAGAUACUUGACCAAAUGUAAAUUUCACAACAAGUACUAA
Molecule: messenger RNA, 1926 nt
Organism: Naegleria fowleri
Lineage: Eukaryota; Heterolobosea; Eutetramitea; Acrasida; Naegleriidae
Exons: 4
Coding region: 1-1926 (641 amino acids)
Molecular function (GO): NAD+ poly-ADP-ribosyltransferase activity
Source: RefSeq, a predicted model, not a curated record